This is a messenger RNA of Fragaria vesca subsp. vesca, 873 nucleotides long. RefSeq names its product HVA22-like protein k-like. The transcript has 8 exons. NCBI's taxonomy places the organism in Eukaryota, Viridiplantae, Streptophyta, Magnoliopsida, Rosales, Rosaceae. Bases 15 to 593 code for a protein of 192 amino acids. The record is from RefSeq and is a predicted model, not a curated record.
UCUGCCUGGAAAAGAUGGCUCUUUUCGGAUCCGGCAUAGCCAGUGAGGUCGGGCUUCGGCUGCUCCUUUGUCCUCUGGGCUCUAACGUUGUGAUUCGAACAGCGUGUUGUUCUGUGGGGAUUGUUGUGCCGGUGUACUGUACGUGCAAGGCAAUUGAGAGGAAAGAUGAUCCUGCGCAACAAAAGUGGCUUCUUUAUUGGGCAGCUUAUGGAUCUUUCAGCCUUGUGGAGAUAUUUUCGGAUAGGCUUAUAUCUUGGUGCCCAUAUUACUAUCACAUGAAGUUCGCCUUUCUUGUUUGGCUCCAACUUCCAUCUGCUGAUGGGGCAAAGCAGUUGUACAUGAACCACCUACGCCCGUUCUUUUUGAAGAACCAAACGAAAAUUGAUCGAAUUUUGGGCCUUACAUAUGGUGAAUUGCUCAAACUCAUUAGUGCACACCAAGGAGAGAUCCAGUAUGCUAGGGCUAUGUUCCUGAAAGUUUUUGGUUCAGAUCAAAUGCCGAGGGGCAGGGCUAAUACAGAUCUGCCACAAGACAAUGCAAUUGAAGGGGAGCCUAGACCAACCACAGAGUCUGACUCUGGUCUAGAUGAUUAGUUCUCCAUAAAAAGUCCAAUGUGCAUAGUUUGAACUCUUUUUCUUCCUCUUGUAAGGGUAAAAAAGAAGAGAUGAGAGAACUAUUCCCUGCUCUCUUGUGAUAAAGUAGCAGUAGAUUGGUCGUCUUAUUUUAGUUAGUAUUUUGCUGUGGUACAACUGGGUUUUUAUUUUGUGUUCUAGUGGCGAAUUGCUGAGGUUCGUUGAGAAAAUAUUGUAUUCAAGUUAUUAUGGUGAGGUAGGCACUUUCAGCCUCUCUUGCUUACGAAAUAGUUUGUCCUCU